This is a messenger RNA of Penicillium pulvis, 1692 nucleotides long. RefSeq names its product putative MFS transporter. NCBI's taxonomy places the organism in Eukaryota, Fungi, Ascomycota, Eurotiomycetes, Eurotiales, Aspergillaceae. The coding region runs from base 1 to 1692 and encodes 563 amino acids. The transcript is spliced from 3 exons. Gene Ontology annotation, cellular component: membrane. The record is from RefSeq and is a predicted model, not a curated record. Gene Ontology annotation, molecular function: transmembrane transporter activity. Gene Ontology annotation, biological process: transmembrane transport.
AUGGUCUCGCAUGAAUUUGAACGCGAGGAUCGUGAAGAUGCUCCGUUCCUCGCCCCGGAACUGCAAUCCCCGACCCCUGGCCGCCCUCACGAAACGAAACCCGCUCACCCGCUCGGAAACGAUGUGUCAGCUCAGAAGAUCGGUUUCAGAUUGAAGGUAACUCUGUUCGCCAUGAUUUUGGCGGUGGAUAUCGGCUUCUCCUUCAUUGAGGGCCCCCAGGUCCGAAUCUUUGAGUCGAUUGCGUGUCGCCAGUUCUUCUCCGUGACCGACCCGAGUCAGAUUGGGGCCAAUGGCCAGGUACCGGAGGCAAUGUGCAAGGGAGCGGAGGUACAGGCCGAGCUGGCUGCGGUGAAGGGAUAUAACAUGUUCUUUGAUGGGUUGCUAUGUGCGCUCUUGGCCAUUCCAUAUGGUCUGCUGGCAGACCGGAAAGGCCGCAAGUCUACGCUUCUCUUGGGCUUGCCUGGCUUUGCUCUCAACUCUGUAAUCGUGCUUGCGGUUAUGUGGUUUUCCGAUAUAUUCCCAUUACGAGCAAUCUGGUUUUCUUCGCUGGCAUGGUUGCUUGGCGGGGGACCGGUUGUUGCGUUUGCGAUUAUUUGGACUAUGAUGGCUGAUGUGACGACGGAAGAGGAAAGAGCAACGCUAUUCUUUCAGUUCGGUAUCGUCUCCAUGGGGGCCGAUUUCCUUUCUAGCGCUUUCACGUCUUACCUUAUGUCCUUGAAUCCAUGGAUUCCGCUAUUCAUCGGACAUGCCAUUAUUUUCUUAGGGCUAUUGUUGAUGUUUGGUCUCCCCGAGACCAUGCACGUGCGGCCAUCGAGCCCACCCGAGCCAUCUCAUGUUGAGCUUUCUGACUUGACUGAGGAUGAGCCCAAGAACCACUCUCCUAAACCCGAGGGCGUAUUAUACAAUGAUGAAGACGUGGGAAUUGGUUCACAUAACGAGGCACACAUGUCUUGGAGCUAUCCCGCCCAACAGAACCCCACAAUUUGGACUAGGAUCUGCUCAAACUACCGUUUCUACGUGAAACCAUACCUUUUCAUCCUGAACCGCAAGCCUGUGUUGCUUCUUUUGACCGCUUUCUUGGUCUACCGCCUCAGUCGCGGUUCUUCAUGGUUCCUCACACAGUAUAUCUCGACACGAUAUGAGUGGACCCUCGCACAGGCCAAUUUGCUCGUCUCCUUCCGACCUACAGUGUCCAUUCCGGUCUUCCUGUUUGUUCUACCCUGGCUGAAGAAGAACUACCUUAACCCCAAGCGCUCGUCCACAGAGAAGGACCUUUACCUUGCUCGCGCGAGCAUCAUCUGUCUUACCCUUGGAACCUUGGGAAUUGGUCUUUCGCCUACGAUCGGGACUCUGAUCCCUAGUAUGAUCGUACAAACAUCUGGGUCCGGGUUUGUCUUCCUCACACGAUCGAUUAUUACCACGCUGGUCGAACGGGAUGAGACUGCCCGCUUAUAUACAGUGAUUGAGGUUUUACAGUCCAUGGGUAAUGUUGUGGCCAGUGUGUCAAUCACGACAGUUUUCCAGCUCGGUCUUCGUCUAGGGGGCGUCUGGGUUGGAUUGGCCUGGAUGAUGACUAGCACGUUAUUUUGCAUGGUAGCUGCCGCAAUUUGGGCUUUCCGGCUACCAAAAACCCCACGCGAUCCGGAAUUCGUGGUUGGAGAAUUUGAAGAUGCCGAUCAUAACUGCAUAUAG